UUCGCUAAAAUUCUAAUUUGUUGAAUUAUCUUAACAUUAUUUAAAGUUGCAAGAGUCAUGGACGUAAUGGAGGAGGUUUCAUCGGGAGGAACCAACAGAGCUUUGAACAAACGAGCCCUUCUUAAAUAUGGCAUGCUUGGUCUCGCUGUAACAGCCAUAGUUGUAACUGUGGCGGUGAUUGAAGCAAAACGUUCAAGUGAUUUAAAAGAUUUACUUGACAGACUACCAGCAGGCGACACUGCGUCUGACUCGUCCCAUCAGGAUGUACCAUUGAAGGGAAAAUAUCAACUAGCAGUAAUAAAGCCAGACAAUCUUCACCAAAAUUGUCAAGGGUCUGACUUUAAGCUGUCUUUUGCCGAUGUGGACUACGCUCUAUUGGGUUACAACAUAUUGAGAGGGUAUCCCCUUGCAACUGGCCAUGAUCCCGGUUUUACGUUACCAAUAUUCAGGGCCGAUUAUUCAUCCGGUGGCCAGACGGCAGAUUGUAGGUAUAGUGUCCCAGAUGGACUUGUGAUAAUUCCUGACGUAUCUUGUAUUACUUCGUUUACGUCCACAACUGUUAGAAACAAAUUUGAGUUUGCAAAAGCUUUGUCAACAUCCGCACACGUUGAAGGAGGUGGCUGGGGUGUAAAGUUUUCUGCCAGUGCUGGUUACAAAAAAUCUUCGUCCGAAAUUGCAAAGGGUGAAAGUGUAUAUAUAAUUUCGACCGCGAAAUGCCAUUACUAUUUCAGUAAAUUAAUAACCGAUGCAGCUCCUCGCUUCGAUGACGUGUUUAUGCAAUGGCUGCAUAAACUGAACAACACACAUUGGAAAGGCGACGGUCGGUCUCAGACAUAUAUUGAUUUUUUAGACAGAUAUGGGACACAUUUUCCAACAGAAGUAACCUUUGGGGCUAGUUACACGUACGAAUAUACAAUGUCGGCGCAGGAUUACCAAACGAAAACCGAAAGCGGUGUAAAUGUUGCUGCAGAGGCUAGUUAUUCGGGACUCUUUAGUAUUGGGGGUGGUUUUAGCUUAGAUUCUUCUCAGAAACAAUCGGCUUCGGAAUUUUCAAAAUCGGUGCAAACAAAAACGAUAACAAUAGGGGCAGCACCGCCGGCAAAUGGGGAUGCAAUGACUUGGGCUUCAGAAGUUAAAACAAGUCCAGUCCCUACCAGUUAUAAAUUAGCGUCAAUUGAGUCACUUUUCACAGACGAAUACAUGAAAACGCUAAACAUUGGUCAUUCUCGUAUUCGAAAGAACAUCGAAAAUCAAAAAUAUAGAUAUUGCCAAUUUCUCCAGGUCACUGGUCAGGUUGAGUCCUGUAGAGAGUUAGCUCCGGGUAUAACACUAGAACGCACAAAGUUGCAAACAACCAACAUGAACACAAGUGUUGUUGUAUCAAUCUCCGACUGCCUUGAACAGUGCUUGCAAAAUGUUAAUUGCGCUGCAAUGUCUUAUUGUGUCACAUGUUCAAGUAACGUCACCGAAUAUAAAACAUGUUACAUGUUUAAAGAAAUUAAUUCUUCAAGAUACAGUGCAUUAAGGACAGAUGACACAUUUGUUUGGCAAAGUUACAUCUUUUCGGAUAAGGUCAACUAUUCCAUAGAAUUUGUUAACACAGCCAUCGUUGGGGUUGCUCGUGGAUUAGAGGAUGAUAACGACAAAAAAGCCAGCAAGUCACGAUGUGAAGAACUAUGUAUGAAUGAUGCUUACUGCGUGGCAUAUAGUCACUGCGACUGUACAGAUAAAGUUUCACGUUGUCAGUUGUACAGUGAAGGACAGGUUAAAGGACUAUACGUCGAAUCAGGCACAAAAACAAGUUUCAUUUCAAGUCGAUUUUACGGACUCCGGACAACAACAAUGUCACCAAAUACAUAAUUCACCUGACAAAGAAAAAAAAGUUAUCAGUAAUUUCAAUGGCUGAGUACUUCUUCACCUGACAAACAAAAUUAAUUAUCAGUAGUUGCAGUGGCCGAUCAAUGUGCGGAAUAAACGGUAUAAAGCAUACAUUUGCAUAAGAAUAUAGCAUGUACUUAAUAUUGUUUUGUGUUGAUUUUAUUUGAGAUUUCUAUCUUCUAAAGUCAAGCAAAUAAAUCUGAAAAUAAACUUCUUCAUGCAUCAUACGUAAAUCGCACAACAGUUUGCGAAAUGUUUAUCUUAUAUUAUGUAAUUUUACUUUAAAUUAAACAUUACAUUAACCUGCUUAUCAACUAAAGAGUACAUUAAUAGUGUUGCAAUCAACGAGGGGUCAAUGUAUGUUUGAAGUUUUUGAUUCAAUAAAAUAACAUGACGGGGAAAAAAACACCUGUCUUCCGUUGAUUUCUAUGGUACGAACGUAUUAUAUUUUUCUUUUUAGCACACAUAUUACAGCUUUCAAAAUAAAAUCUU
Messenger RNA from Mercenaria mercenaria, 2370 nucleotides. Its product is annotated as perivitellin-2 67 kDa subunit-like. NCBI's taxonomy places the organism in Eukaryota, Metazoa, Mollusca, Bivalvia, Venerida, Veneridae. Bases 58 to 1860 code for a protein of 600 amino acids. The record is from RefSeq and is a predicted model, not a curated record. The transcript has 4 exons.